UGUAUAUCAAUCGCACUGCCUCGCGGUUCACCGUUUCCAUCAUUCUCGAGCUGUUAUGACGACCAUCGAAGAUCUCACCUUGUAUUUUUACAUCGCUAGUGGGGUCGCCGCCGCGGUGUUAAUCAUCCUGUUUAUCCUCGUCGCCGUUCUAUUCGUCAGGGUAAACAGGCUCAUCUCUGACAAGUCGAAUCAACUUGCUAGACAAAAAGAAAUGAUGGCUGAUUUUUGUUACACUAAUCCGACGAUUGUUCCUGGCGAAGAAUUAUCCAGGAGAGGAUUCUCCAUGUACAGCGGUUCGAAUCACUUCACAACUGACGAGAUCGAUAAUCAUCAUCACUCCAAAGAUUAUUCCAAUCACGAAGAAAGCAGGUCUAAAUUUUAGGCAAAUCUCUACGAUAUCGUUAAAUUUAAUGUCAAUUUCACAGCAUCGAUUUCGAAACCAGAGAAAUGAGGGAUCAAUUUCAAACGCAGAAAGUACCGCGAGGGAAUAGAAUAAGGAAGACAGAAAUAUCCGUUCAGUUGGUAAUCACUUACCCAUAAAACGUCGGUAAAACGAUUUUUUAUUGGCAACUUAUCGACCGAUGGAUAGAAGUUUAAAACAUGACGACAAUUUUACCAACCGCGCGGAGAUUGUCGGUAAAAAAAAAACACAGCGAUUUGAUCGAAUUGACUACGAAACGACGAUUAUUCUCAUCAAGUUUUUUUUUUUUUUUUUUUUUUUUUUUUUUUUUAUUUCAGCAAACGAAUCUUUUUUGCGAUUGACGAAAAACAAUGUAUUUUUUUUUUUUUUUAUACAACUUACAGGGAUAAUUAAAGCUGAUAUAAUUGUUAAACAAAAUUCAAUAUCUGUUGUAGGAUUUGGGCUGAAUUGAAUCUGACCUAAUUAGAAAACUGACGGG
Molecule: messenger RNA, 899 nt
Organism: Diprion similis
Lineage: Eukaryota; Metazoa; Arthropoda; Insecta; Hymenoptera; Diprionidae
Exons: 3
Coding region: 56-382 (108 amino acids)
Source: RefSeq, a predicted model, not a curated record